Messenger RNA from Apodemus sylvaticus (European woodmouse), 2833 nucleotides. It is a transcript of the gene Fam234a, whose product is annotated as family with sequence similarity 234 member A. The record is from RefSeq and is a predicted model, not a curated record. The transcript is spliced from 13 exons. Lineage: Eukaryota; Metazoa; Chordata; Mammalia; Rodentia; Muridae. The coding region runs from base 360 to 2018 and encodes 552 amino acids.
CUGUCCUCGGGGCCGGGGCGGGCCGGGGCGCGCCAGGGAGGGGCGCUGCUGUCCGGCGUAGUCUAUGCUCCUGUUCAGCUGCUGUACUCCCGGGAACCUUGGGAAUGUGGAUCCCGGACUCCAGGGACCGCAGUUGAGCCAGCCUCGGCAGUCCUGUACCACUUGCUGAGGAGCAGGAUCUCCCGGACGCGUCCGACAGCAGGUCAGGAUCGGACUAGGUCUGCCUGGGCCUAUGAAGACAAAGACCCCCCAAGACCAAUGAGCAGAUGCCCCAGCAGUUGGCCAGGAUCGUCUGUUGAACACGCCCUCGGCUGCCCCACCCACCAGUGACCACAGUUAAGCUCUGGAAUGUGCUCAGAAUGAUGGAUAACAAGGAUUUAGAAGCUGAAAUACACCCCCUGAAGAGUGAGGACAAGAAAUCACAGGAAAACCUAGGAAACCUACCGAAAAAUGAGGGUGCCUUGAAGAGCAAGCCCGUGCCUUCCCGCCUGUCACGGUGCCGCACGGUGGCCUUUUUCCUCUCCCUGUUCAUCUGCCUCUGUGUGGUGUUUGUGCUCUCGUUCAUCAUCCCGUGUCCAGACCGUCCUUCCUCUCAGGGCACAUGGAGGCUCGACUACAACGAUUCAGUCACGUAUGACUUUCUGGCUUUGGGAGACAUAAACAGAGACAAGAUUCAGGAUGUUCUUUUUCUUUAUAAAAAUACCAACAGCAGUAACAAUCUCACCAGAUCCUGUGCUGAUGAAGGUCUUUCCACUCCCUGUGCCUUUGUGGCCGCAGUGUCAGGGGCCAAUGGCAGCGUGCUCUGGGAGAGGCCCGUGGCCCAAGAUGUCGCCCUUGUAAAGUGUGGCAUGCCACAGACACCGGACAGCGAGGCGUCUUCUGCCUGUAUCCUCGUGGGGAGACUUGGUUCGCUCAUCGCACUCAGUUUCUUCACAGGAGAAACCCUGUGGAGCCAUCCCAGCAGCUUUAGUGGGAACGCUUCCAUCCUGAGCCCUCUGCUGCAGGUGCCUGACAUCGACGGCGACGGUGCUCCAGAUCUACUGCUCCUCACCCAGGAGGGACAGGAGGUCAGUGGAGCUAUCUAUUCAGGUAGCACUGGGUACCAGAUUGGCCACAGAGGCAGCCUUGGUGUGGAUGGAGAUGGUGUCGCCCUCCUUCAUGCGACCAGAACUGGUGCUCAGUACAUUCUCCUGCCCUGUGCAAGUGCCCUCUGUGGCUUCUCUGUGAAGGGCCUCUAUGAGAGAAUUACUGGGAGAGAUGGCCAUUUUAAGGAAGACCCCUCCUGGGAGAAAAUACUCAAUCGCUCUGCCCACAGGAGGCUUCUGCACAGCUCUGGAACAGUUCGCUACCUGAUGAAUGUCCCCGGGAAAGCUGGCCAGGACUUGCUUCUUGUGAGCUCUGAGGCCUGUAUGUUGCUGGAUGGACAAGAUCUCAUGCCCAGGUGGACUCUUGGUGUAACUCAGGUUCUGAGAAAACCUAUACUCGGCCACUACAAACCAGACACCUUGGCUGUGGUAAUUGAAAAUGGAACGAGCAUUGAUAGACAGAUCCUGCUUCUGGACCUCAGUACUGGGUCUAUGCUGUGGAGCCAGCCCCUCCCCAGCCUGCCCGGGGGGCCGCCCUCUACAAGCCUGAUGACUGCAGACCACCGCUCAGCCUUCUUCUUCUGGGGCGUCCGUGACCUCGUGAGCACUAAUGAGAUGGAUCCCCAAGACAUGCAGCACAGCCUGUAUAUGUUCCACCCGACCCUGCCUGGCAUCCUGCUGGAGCUAGCCAACGUGUCCGCCAACAUUGUGGCCUUUGAUGCGGUCCUGUUUGAGCCAAGCCGCCACGCUGCCUAUGUGCUCCUGACCGGCCCAGCAAGCUCAGACGUGCCUGGCCUGGUCUCUGUGACCAAACACAAAGUGCGAGACCUUGUCCCAGGCAGUAGAGUGAUUCACUUGGGCGAAGGCAGCUCAGACAGUGACCAGGCUAUCCGCGACCGAUUCUCCCGACUACGGUACCGGAGUGAGUUGUAGGUGGUGUCAGCUGGAGCACACGAAGAGACUCCAACUGUGAAAACGAAGCCUCUUGGAAAGUUGGCCUGCCCUCGGCCUUCAUGCUGACCUCACUGCUCGCCCUGGUGACUCUGGCCCUCUGGGAGCUAUGGCCUUACCGGUUCUACCCAAGCAUGUUGGGGGCACCUUCCAGCCUCCUGCCUCUCACUGUGUGCUUCAUCUGAUCUGGUCAAGUAAGACUCCCUAGACCAGCUCGGGCAAGUCAGUCCCUCAGGAGGCUCCUUCAUCAUGUACUGCCUCCGAACCCUCUCACAGGAAGCUACCACUGUGUGGUGUGCUGCUUCCUAGCCCGUCCAGUCCAGCCUGGUUUCUCCCGUGUCUACACUGUCCCUUGGGUCAUGAAGCUCAGGGCUGUAGCUGGAACCUGAGGCUGCUUCCCCAAAGCAGAAGGGAGCGUGUCUCCAGAAAGUGCAUAACACUGAGUCUGACCAGGCAGAAAGGAGCCAUCCUGGAGCGUCUGGGUGCACUCGAGGGAUGUAUGGACUGCGUGCUGAGUCAGCCCCUCCCCCUCCCAGUACACUGGACCUGCUGACUGCACAAGUCCCUGCACCCUCGCACUGCGGCGGGCACAAUCCCUUUCCCUACUCUGGUGCUUACCUGAUGACGGUCUCACCUUGUGCCUUGUUGCUCCUUGAAGCCCAAGGGCCACAGAGCAGCUUUGCCCAGACCAGAUCCCUAGCUCUGUAGCCAAAGCGGUCCCAUGACCCCAGCCACCAUGGAAGCCAACACAAUAAACAAUUUGCACUGAUGGGGAAAGCCCUGGUAGUCCAGCGUGA